Messenger RNA from Adineta steineri, 1239 nucleotides. NCBI's taxonomy places the organism in Eukaryota, Metazoa, Rotifera, Eurotatoria, Adinetida, Adinetidae. The record is from the annotation of a GenBank genome assembly.
AUGCCAUUAGAAUUGAAUGCUACUUCUCUUGAACUUACGUCACAUGUUAACGAAUCAACAUAUUCAAUUCACAUCUAUCUGUACGAUGAAUCGACAUACUUAGAACUCAAAUAUCAUCAUGUUGAUCAAAUUCCAUCUGAUUUUGGUGAUUUAUAUAAAGGAAAAAAUAUAUGGGUGGAAAUAAGUAGUAUUAAUGAAGAUUUAAUUCAUGAUGUAUUGAUUUAUUUUGAUGCUCAUUCACUUGUUAUUGAUGAUAUUCAAACAGCUGAACAACGAAUGAAAAUAUCUGUUUUAAAUGAAGAUAUUUAUCUUUUACUUAAUCUUAUCUAUUUAAAUGAAACAAAUCAUGUUGUUGAACAAGAAAAAAUUUAUUUUUAUCUAACAGAAAAUACAUUAAUAACUAUACAACAAUAUGGUACACAUAAAUUAUUUUCAACAAUUAAAUAUCGUCUAGCUAAAAAACCAAUUCCAUCAAAAGGUCGUUUGAAAAAAAUGAAAAUAGAUUAUUUAUUUUAUUGUUUACUUAAUGUUGUUAUAGAAAAUUAUAUGGUUGUAUUAGAUUCAAUUUUACAUGAAACUGAACUUAUUGAUAAAGAAUUGAUGUUUUCAACAAAACCUAAAACAGAUGUAGUGAAUGUUGAAACAUUAAAAUCAAUGUUUCGCAUAAAACAUGAUUUACUUCAUUUUAAAAUUGUAUGUGCACCAUUAAAAGAUAUAAUUAUCAAACUUCAAAAAACUCGAGAAACAGUUCUACCAAAACGACAACGAUCAGCAUUACGUCAAUGUCGUCGUCGACUAAAACGACGUUUACGACAAGUUAUUGGUCAUAAUUGUACAUAUAAUACUCCGGUAACAUCUACUCUUAGUGGUGACGAUGAUGAAUAUCUAUUAGAUAAUGGUGUAUUAGUACUUAAUGAUUAUAUCUAUAAAUAUUUUAAACGUCUUUUAGAUCAUUCAGUUGAAUUGAAUGAUACUAUUGAUUCAUAUUCUGAUACUAUUACAUCACUGAUCGAUUUUUAUAUGAUUCUAAAUGGUGAAUUAAUUAAUGAUACGAUAUUAACAUUGACAGUAAUGUCAUGUAUUUUUAUGCCACUGAAUUUUUUAUCGAGUGUUAGUUCGAUGAAUUUUCAAUAUAUGCCACAAAUUCCUAUGUAUUAUGGAUAUUAUGGGCAACUUGGAAUUAUGGGAAUCGUUGCAUUUAUAAUGAUUCUUUGGUUUAGAUUGAAAAAACUCUUGUAG